AUGAAAAGUGCUCUCCGGGCAUACAACCAAGCUCGAUGGGCUCUUAAUCAGCUCAAUGCUCCUCAGGGCACUCGUGACCGAUACAAGCUGAUAGGGAAAAAAGAUACAAGGGCACUAACUACGGUAUACGAUGGCAACGCCCGGGGUCAAAGAAAUAUUGCUCUGCCAUGGUUCUGGAAUAUGGCUGUGGCUGAUGAUUCGUCAGGUUCAACAUACAUGGAACAAGUAUAUCGGGUGAAUUGGCUCAGAGCAAAAGCUCGAUAUGACCGGUGGUCAGAAGAGCAUACCUUGAUCCCAAACGAAAUGAACUGGACCCGCCUCUAUUUCAUCAACAAAGCAAGGGAGUGGGCUGGGCUGAGGGACUUGGUGCCAGACAAGCUGGGACAUGUAUGCUUUGCCGAGGGGCAAAUCAGUAUGUGGAAAGAACUGGCCUUCCAGGCCACCAAAGAAUUUAUAAAUGCCGGGGUCAUGUGCGAGGCCAUUGCAUUACCUAAACCUAGUUGA
Molecule: messenger RNA, 504 nt
Organism: Laccaria bicolor S238N-H82
Lineage: Eukaryota; Fungi; Basidiomycota; Agaricomycetes; Agaricales; Hydnangiaceae
Exons: 2
Coding region: 1-504 (167 amino acids)
Source: RefSeq, a predicted model, not a curated record